Messenger RNA from Chara braunii, 3217 nucleotides. The record is from the annotation of a GenBank genome assembly. Lineage: Eukaryota; Viridiplantae; Streptophyta; Charophyceae; Charales; Characeae.
UGUGGCAAAAGGGAGUGGCCAUUUGCCGACUCCGUUUACGACUGUGUACGUGGCCGUGUGUUUCGUAUGAUAUGUGUCCGUGGUGUGUAGGGUGCAUAAUGGAAGGGAACUUCUCGACACCACGGAUCAUGCAUUCGAUAUUCUCGACACCGGAGACCAUGAGUCCCGAGAUGCACAUGCGCUUGGCAGAAUCGUUUCCUCCAUGUGCAAAUUCCGUGAGGCACUUCAACGGCGUGACUUCGAUCCAUGGAGCCACCAGAGAGGACUUCGAAGAGGACCCGUGGAUGGCCGUCGUCCCGUGCAUGGACAGGCAUCUUGACAGUUGGCACGAUGUCAAUUGGGCCGCGAUGGAGAGUCGAUGCCCUUGGACAAGCCAGUACAAGUUUGCCAACAUGUUGGAGUUUGGAGGUCUCAUCACGCUGCAUGACGCUGUCCUCGGACACAAGCUCCUGAGCCGGCGACGUUCUGGCAGGUGCGAAAGGGGCGAUUCUUUCGUGGGAUCUGUUCCAGGGUUUGGUGGGGGGGCUUUAAAGACCCCUUUCUACACUGAAGUCGCGGAGGGAGGUCUUGUUUCGGCCAGGGAGUUUUUUUACGAGGUCGAGAAGAGCGACUUCGACCUCGACGAUCCCUGCCAAGUUUCGAGAGACCUGGAAGUGUCGCUUCCUGUGCAAAUGUGCUCCAGAGGUGUCAUCGACAUUGACGCGGCAUACUUCCUAGAAUGGAAAAACGGCGUGCGAACAAAGCGGGAGUUCGCCAUUAACCCGUCGCAAGUCAUCGACAUCGGCGAGUGGGAGGCGGCAUACAACCAGCGUUCCUUGGAUCCCGUGCAAAUACAGGUCAUUAUUGACGCAAUGACGACGGCCUACUCUCAGACCGAGAAGACUUACGAGCUGCCGACACUAAAGCUCGCGCCUCUCGGGCUGGCUAAACCGACGUCCGAGGUGCGGGCGGAUCGUCCGAAGUCGGAGGACUGGAAGGACGAGCUGGCAGGGCAAUACUACUACUAUGCUGUGGCGGGCCAGCAUAACGCGGCUGCGGCCAGGGCGUUGCUUGGCACCGAUGUGGCGGUGAGGUACAACUUCGAGCGCUGGCCUUCACGAAUGGUGUACUUCUCGGACGAGGACUUUGAGGGGUACUUUCUGGUCAGCGCCGAGGAUAACAAGAAAGACCUGAAGGCCCCUCCGGGACAGCUGAAACUCUCCAUGAGAGACAUUCGGUGGACGCCGUACAAUCACUUGUGGACUCUCGACAAUGACAAGACCGAACAAGGAAUCAAGAAACAGAACGCUGCCUUUCGAUCUUAUUUCCCGCUCGCGAUGGCAGGUAAAAGCGCAUGGGAAACUGGGAUGGAAUUUUUCGAGAGAUGGGAAACCGGCAGACUGCUGGCGCCAGAAGGAGCGAAGUGGAUCGCGAAGAAGAAGAAGGUGCAGGGCCUCAAGCCAAGUGUGAGCCACAUCGACAACGAGAAGGACGGGCGAAAGGUAGUCGUGUACAAUGUCCCCGUCGAAGGGCCACAAAAGAAAGGCGAGAAGGAAAAAGAGUCAGGCGACUGGUUCCUCCAGGUCACCGAGCCGGAUCUGCACUGUUGGAAGAGCAUGGAGGCCCUUACCGACAAUGAGAAAUGCUGGUUGUUGAAGAAGGUUCUCAACUGCAAGAUGGUCUGGGUGCACACAGGGUCCUCCGCGUUGGCGAAGCAAGGGAAGUUGGGGAUGCACGAGGCAGUGCAACUGAUGAAGUGCGAUCGCAUAUUGGUGCGGUUGUGGAACUACUACCAGUUCAAGCAUGAAAACCGGUCAGACAGUGACUGGACCAGUAAGUCGAAAAGCAUGGAAGUCGCGCUGGCCGAAUGGAUGGUGCACAUUCUGUGGAACGACUCAAAGGACGUCACAUCUAUUGCCCCGUUCGGCAUCGACCCUCUGGAUGCGCAGAUGAAGGCCGUGGAGUUGGAGAGGGCGGUCGGAAUCACGAAAUGCAACACGUGCGUUCUCGACUUGUGCGAACCGGUGGACAUCAAACAGUGGACAGCUAAAGUCUUCGAGAGUUUGAAUGCCCUCCUGGAGCACUUGUUCCCCUCGCACUGGACAGUAGUCGCGUUUGCCCCGCGUGAGCACGACUACUACUUCAUGACCAACCUGCACCAUCUGUCCGUCGUGAAGGCAAGGGCCGGGAAGUGGGUGAGGAGGACGCAGCAGAAGAAAAGUUUCGGUGUCGGCCACAACUUGUACUCCUUGGACGAACGCAUGUACAUCCUUUUCAAAGGCGACGACUUGCGGGAGAACACAUCUGUUGUCUACGACGCAAGGUUGGCGGCGGGUGAUGCCGCCGAUGUGGGGGCAAAUCAGAAAGUGACUCCCACUGAGAUAUCCGAGAUGUAGAUCGCGCACAGCGGCGUGGGGGAAGGGGGGGUGAACGUCACACACUCCCCAACAGCAGGGAGCAGCAAGUCGGGGAAGUUCGCCCGCAUCCGAACUUCGCAGACGGAGGACCCAGUGCCUGUGGAGGCAGCGAAGUCGGCCGGCAUCCGCACUUCGACGACUCAGGAGCAGGCGGCCCUUCCCUCGUGGACUGCUUUCGGCUCCUCCGGUGAAGUAGGGCGGGGCUCAUGUGCAGGGGAUUCUGUCUCCGCCGUGAAGGGCAAGUCGGCGGGCAUCCCUACCUGGGCGGACGACGUUCAGGCGAGUGUACCGGUCCAGUGGAGCUCUACAGGAGCACAGGCGUCGGAGAUAGGCGCCACCCUGGCUGUGCGGGAGGCGACGCCGCCGGCCCUUGGACAAGGCCGAUCUGCGGAGUCACAGAGAGAGAUUGCUGGUGCAGCGCCGUCCGCCUUCCUUGCGACGAAGUCCGCCGGUAUCCGUACUUCGUCGGUGACGUGCCUGCAGUCGGAGGAGGCAAGGACGGAGGAAGGUGCUACGUCUAUUUGUACAGACAACCGCUCCUUGGGAUCCGCCUUGAUGCGGCUGCAAGGAGCCGAGUGGCGUGAGACUGGCGGGGGGGAAGAAUGGGUGGAAGUCGAGGGCGGCGAAGAAGGGGGAGAAUGGGAGGAGGGGGGAGAAGGAGACGAAGGGCGAGAGAAGGAGUUGAUUACAUUGCGCGACGGGGAAGACGGUGAAGAAGGAGGACUCAGUAUUACAGACGAGGAAAGGGUGGAUAUCGGAGACGAGGAUGUCUGUGGGGAGACAUUAUGAUUCGUUCGGUCUAGUGUACGCCAGACCAGGUG